AUGCGUAGCGCGACAACGCUACUCCUAGCCGCUCUGGCUUUAUCGGCCGUCGCCCAGAACUCGGACGAAACAGUAGUGGUACGUCUGGAGCCCCAACGCGCCUCGGCCCAAAUCCCUCGUGCUAUGGAGCCAGCACAAACGCCACUAUCAUCCCCAGUACAUCAACGUCAAAUGCCACCCACAGCCCAACAGCCACGGUCAGUACCUCAAGUACCAGCUCAGGUACCACAGGGUGUACCACAGAGUGCUCUAGGACAGACGAUUCAAGUCCCACAGCAAGUACCAGCUCAGCCAGCCGACCAAGUUCGUCAGGUUCAUACUGUAGCCUCGCCUCCAGGCAUUCGUGCUCAGAGCCCCAAUCUGACGCCAUCCGGAUUGAACGGUCAACAGGAAUUCACGCCCCGAGACAACGCCGUUCCUCCACAAGCUCCACCGAUGAACAUCCCACCAGAUGUUCAGAACCAGCUGAUCAAAUUCUUUGGCUUGGACUCGUUCGGCAUCCCUGGACUGACUGGCAACCAUCCUAAUGGAUUCGCUGGUGCUGUACAGGUAAGGAGAAUUUAAAGAAUGGCAAGAACUUUCUUUACAAUCCAGAGAAUGACAAAAACUUUCUUUACAGGAAAUGCGCGCCGCCGGAAUCCCACUCCAAGGCCUUCCGCUGGACCACGUAGCCGGUCAGCCAGUCCCAGCCGGUGCCAACCCACAACAAGAUCUGUUGGCCCAAGCGAACCCCAGCUUUGGCAUGAACAAUAUCAUGAACGACGCCUCCAACGUGCCACACUCGGCCGCUUCCAUCCCCCUCCCAGACGCCAAGCCAGGAGAGAACGGUCUGAUCGGCCUUUUGAGUUCCAGCAUUCGGAAGCUAGUCAAGGAUUCUGGAGUGGCCGAUGCCUUGGCUCAAGGUCUACCUAAUGUUUUGGGUACCAACACUCCAGCUCAAGGUACUCCAACCUCAAGUGCUACCGCCGCCAAGUCUUUUAGUCAGGACGAGAUCCCUAUGUCAGCUGCUAGCCCAGAUGUCGCUGUUAGUGCCAGCAGCGGCGCUGUUAAUGCUGGUGGAGUACGUCGUCAACAAUCCACGGCCGAACGUGCUUUGAGUGGCUUUGCCGCGGCGUUGGGCGGCGGAGGCCAAAACGGCCCAUCACACGCUGGUCUGCCUCGUAUUCCUGGACUGCCAAUCUUGCCCGGAGGUAUUCCACGUAACGCCCAAGGUCAAAUCGAUGUAGUCAACCUUAUUGGCUCUAUUACUCGUCGUGUCUCGAACGGUACCACUUUGGCCGAUGUUCUGCCACCAGAGCAGCUCCAAACGCUAGCCGAUAACGUGACUGAUGCUCUGUUGCCAGCCACGCCAGAAGACUUUGACUUGAACAAGUUCAUGGGCCGUUGGUUCGAAGGUAUCAACUCGCCGAGAUCCACCGAACAAAGAUGUAUCGUGCAUCACUAUGGAGGUCUGACCAAGAACGACAAGACUGCCACUUUCACUGCACUGAAGAUCUACAGAGAGGGAUCUGAGUUUGGAUCGGUUAGGUACUCGAUUGGUUACGCUUUCCGUGCUGGAAACAAGGAUGCCAUGUUGCAGUUGCAUAGCAGCGAGAACAGUGAUGCUCAGCCUUGUAAGUUUAGUUUGUAGCACAGAUAAUGGCAAGAACUUUCUUUAAAAAGCAAAAGAUUGCAAAAACUUUCUGUAAAAUCCAUAAAUUAGCAAGAACUAUCUUUACAAGACAAAAAAUGGCAAGAACUUUCUUUACAAAUUAAUUUUCAUCAAUUUUUCAGUCUGGGUCUACAAACUAGGACCAGAAGGAACGGAUCCAUUCGGCAACAAGCAAUACGAGUACGCCAUCGUGUCCAACUGGGUCAAGUACCCAGUCACCGUGCUGGUCCGUGACCCCGACUCCUUCAAACAAAAGUACGAGAUCGAGGUGCUGCGAUGGCUCGAGGACCAAGGCUUCAUCAACGGCUUCGUGCGCGCCUUCAACCUGCUUCAACCCGCCUCGUACUCGUCGUGCCAGUACGCCGAGAACACGUUCGAAUUGUUCGGAAAGAAGUGA
Bursaphelenchus okinawaensis is the source of this 2048-nucleotide messenger RNA. The record is from the annotation of a GenBank genome assembly. NCBI's taxonomy places the organism in Eukaryota, Metazoa, Nematoda, Chromadorea, Rhabditida, Aphelenchoididae.